Molecule: messenger RNA, 1585 nt
Organism: Vigna radiata var. radiata (mung bean)
Lineage: Eukaryota; Viridiplantae; Streptophyta; Magnoliopsida; Fabales; Fabaceae
Product: dof zinc finger protein DOF4.6
Exons: 2
Coding region: 151-1026 (291 amino acids)
Biological process (GO): regulation of DNA-templated transcription
Molecular function (GO): DNA binding; DNA-binding transcription factor activity
Source: RefSeq, a predicted model, not a curated record
GUAUUGGAUUCAUUCAUAUACUCUUGCACAGAUUUCUAUCAUUCCCUUUUUUCUGCUUCUGCAACGAGUUUCAACUAAAAUACAAAACCUUCCAUCAUUUCUCCUUCUUUCAGCUUCAUUUUCUCUUCAUCUUCAUCUUCAUCCAAUUCCAUGGACACAGUUCAGUGCCCUCAGGAGAUGGUAAUGAAACCAAUGGAAGAUAUAGCAGCUACAAAUACAUGUCCGAAGGCUGCAGGUGCUGUGGAAAGGAAGCCAAGGCCACAGAAAGAACAAGCUCUUAACUGUCCAAGGUGUCAUUCAAUUAACACCAAGUUCUGCUACUACAACAACUAUAGCCUCACACAGCCUCGCUAUUUCUGCAAAACUUGUAGAAGGUAUUGGACAGAAGGUGGAUCCCUCAGAAACAUCCCUGUAGGAGGUGGCUCCAGGAAGAACAAGAGAUCUUCUACUUUUUCUUCCACACCUCACAAUAAUUCACCAGAUAAUAAGAAGCUUCCUGAUCUGGUAAUCGCACCACACUCUCAAAACCCUAAGAAUAACAUUCAUCAAGGUCAAGAUCUCAAUCUGGGUUUCCCAGCCACGACCCCAGAUUUCAGAAACAUCUCUGAAUUGGUUCAGCAAAACAACAACAAUAGUAGCAGCAACAACAACAUGUCUGCUUCGGCUUCUUCUUCUUCUUCAACUACCUCUACCACCACUCCUACAACUUCACACCUUUCUGCAUUGGAGCUUCUCACUGGGAUCACUUCAACUUCCACCGGCUUCACUUCUUUCAUGCCUGUUCCCGUUCCAGCCGAUCCAAAUCCUUCCUACGCAUGUGGGUUUCCUCUGCCAGAUUUCAAGCCAACCUUGAAUUUCUCUUUAGAUCACGGGUACGCCAGCCUGCAUAAUAUUCAAAGUGGGAGGCUCUUGUUUCCAUUUGAGGACUUAAAACAGGUUUCCACUACUACCACAAUGGAUCAGAAGCAGCAAGGAGAUUCAACCGGGUAUUGGACUGGAAUGUUUGGCGGAGGAGGAUCAUGGUAAUUCAUAGAUAUUUAUUUUGCUUUCUUUUCUCAUGCUUUCCGAGUUAAUUUUCGUUUGAACUGUUUUUGGUUUUAACGAGUUUCCUUCAGAUCACGGAGACUUCUUCACUUGUUUGGAUAUCUUCAUAACUGGCUAACAGUUGAUAGGGUCGAUUCUUACAUGGCUUUCUUUUCCUCUCGUGUCGAUUUCUGGUGUAUCUUGCUCAUCUUCUGUUCAAGACCAAGCUCGAUGGGAUCUUGAAAUGAAGCUUAUUUUAGCCAGGCUUCAGUAGUACUGGGAAAAGUAAAAAAAGGGUUACAUUACAUUAAUUUCAUCAUAUGCAAAGAUUAACCCCAUUUUUUUAGGGUUAACAAGUAGCUAGAAAGAGUUGCCCUUUUCAUGUAAUUUUUCUUCCAUCAUCAUCAUCAAUUGGUUUGAUUGGCUAGCUUACCCUAUUGAAAAAAAAAAAAAGUAUAAUGUACAAGAAUGUUAUAUUAUAUAAUUGGUAUGUGAUGUUAUGCUUGAGGAAUGUGAAUAUGCAUGGUGGUGGUUGAUGUUUGAAUAUGUUUUCUUCCUCUGA